AGAGCAGGAUCAUGUCACGUCCGGUUCAGUGCAUAGUACGUACGGAAAAAGCAACCCGCACGACCGACCGAACCCAGCUCGCCACUCAUCGCCUCAUCCCCAGUGUCCCCACCUACGACCGUCUCCCCUCACUACACGACCACGACCACGACCACCAUCACCACCAGCACUACCACCACUAGCACCACUAGUCAGCACACAAUGUCCGCGCCCGCAAGCUAUUACGAGCUCUACCGUAACUCCUCGAUAGGAACUACUCUGACCUCGACGCUCGACGAGCUGCAGUCCUCGGGAAUGAUGACGCCGCAGCUGGGCGCCCUGGUGCUGCGGCAUUUCGACCGUCACAUGGCGGAGGGUCUCGCGUCCGUGAGGGCCGUCAUGAAGCUUAAGGGCGACCUGGUGACGUACCGAAACGUCGACGACGUGUGGAUGUUCCAGCUCAAGGACAUCACGUUCACGUUCGAGAAGAAGAACCAAGUGCAGGUCAAGAAGAUUAAUGUUGUUGCGAUGGCGGUGAGGGAUUGACUUUAUAGUAUAGUAGACUAUGCAGUGCAUGUAUGGAUUUUGGUUUCCUUUUUUUUUCUGACUUUUUUUUUUCUGACUUUUUUCGGUUCGAUAUGCUUUCACUUGUGUGAGCACAUGUAGAUCGUACAUACCGCCCCCGGUGGUGGAUGCGAUGUACUUACUCUGGUUACCGUAGAUCGAGGGGUGCAGGUUUCUGGUUCGCUCCGUGAGCAGGGCUGGAGAGGUUACUUGAAAGCUCUACUACAUAGUAUCAUAGGAGG
Molecule: messenger RNA, 785 nt
Organism: Tricharina praecox
Lineage: Eukaryota; Fungi; Ascomycota; Pezizomycetes; Pezizales; Pyronemataceae
Product: transcription initiation factor IIA, gamma subunit
Exons: 3
Coding region: 202-525 (107 amino acids)
Biological process (GO): transcription initiation at RNA polymerase II promoter; RNA polymerase II preinitiation complex assembly
Cellular component (GO): transcription factor TFIIA complex
Molecular function (GO): TBP-class protein binding; RNA polymerase II general transcription initiation factor activity
Source: RefSeq, a predicted model, not a curated record